AUGAGUGUUCCAACAAAUACAAAAUCAACAUUUCCUGAAUGUUUUGGUUGUAAAUUAUCAAUAAAUGAACCAUCCUAUCUUAGUGUUACACCUGGAAUACAUUGGCAUGAUGAUUGUCUACGUUGUCGAUUAUGUAAACAAAAACUUAAUGAACACACAACUUGUUUUAUGGAUCGACAUGGUUUUCCAUAUUGUAAACAUGAUUAUCCAAAAAGAUUUUAUUAUCAAUGUUUUGCUUGCCAAAAAAAUUUAUUACGAAAUGAUUUAAUUCAACGAGCAAAAUCAAAUAUGUAUCAUGUUGAUUGUUUUCGAUGUGAAGCAUGUCGAAAAUGUUUACAAACUGGUGAUGAAUUUACAUUGAGUGGUGAUAAUCGUAUUUUAUGUCGAAAUGAUUUUGAUUCUUUAACAAAUGAUAAAUUAAAAACAUUUGAUUGUUCAAAAUUAUUAAAUAAUGAUUCAGAAAAACUUAAUAAUACUAAUGAAACUCCAAUUCGACAAACUUCUUUAUUACAAAAGAAAAAACCUUCAAGAAUAAGUAAUAAUAAUAAUAAAACUAUUGCAUCUAUGGAUGAUAUGGAUUCAAAUGAUGAACGACAUAAAUCAACUGAUGAUUCUUCGUCGUUAUCACCGAAUGGUUCAUCAUCACAACAAUUAAAUUCAAAUAAUAAUAAUGCCGAAAGACGACCAAGACGAGAUAAACAACAACGUGUACGAACAGUUUUAACAGAAAAACAAUUACAUUUACUUAAAUCCUGUUAUGCUUAUAAUGCAAGACCUGAUGCUUUAUUAAAAGAACAAUUAGCAGAAAUGACGGAAUUAAGUCCAAGAGUUAUUCGAGUAUGGUUUCAAAAUAAACGAUGUAAAGAUAAGAAAAAAACUGCUGCUCAACAAGCACGAUUUCCUGGUGAUCCAAAACGUCAUCGUCUUGAUAUUCCACCAAUAUCAUCAAUGGGUCCAAAUGGUGAAUCUUUUCUUCUUGGACAUCCAAUGAGUGUUCUAUCACCAUGUAAUAGUCAAGGUGGUGGACCAUCAACAGUUAAUGGAAAUACGAAUAUGUAUGAAAAUGGAUCAUUAUCAACAUUACAACCUAUUAAUUCAGUAAAUACGAAUGGAUCAUUUCUAAAUACACGUGAUGGAAUGAUGUAUUCUUUAACAUCAUCACCACCAUCAAAUAGUGAUGAUUCAUAUGUAAUUGGUCCACAUGGACCUUUACCAACAAUGUCAUGUCCAAGUGAAUGGAUUGAACAUCAUCCUCCACUAGGCAAUGAAUAUCAAGCAACAAUGCCAAUGUAUCAUCCGGUUAAUCUUAAUGAAGAAGAAUUUGAAGAACAAGAUAUGAUGAUGCCUAUUGAAGAUGAUAGUCUAGAUCAAACAAAUUCGGAUUUUAGUGAUGGUUAA
Molecule: messenger RNA, 1398 nt
Organism: Adineta steineri
Lineage: Eukaryota; Metazoa; Rotifera; Eurotatoria; Adinetida; Adinetidae
Source: the annotation of a GenBank genome assembly